Messenger RNA from Peromyscus maniculatus bairdii (prairie deer mouse), 3315 nucleotides. The record is from RefSeq and is a predicted model, not a curated record. Lineage: Eukaryota; Metazoa; Chordata; Mammalia; Rodentia; Cricetidae.
CCACAGCGCACGUGUGGAGGACAUUCGGAAAUUCUUUGGGGUUAUAUCAAGUGGAAAAAAGCCUGUGAGUGAGAGCGUCAAGAAGAAUGAGAAAGUAAAACCUUCGGAGGGGACUGUCAAAGGGAAGAAGGGAGCAAAGGAGGUCAAGGCUAAUAACUCCAGUAAAGAGGAUGUCUCCAAACCAAAGCCGCACAAGAGGAAGAGGAUCAUCUAUGACUCAGAUUCAGAAUCAGAGGAGACAGUGCAGGUAAAAAAUGCUAAAAAGAAAUCAGAAAAAUCAGAAAAAUUGCCACUGUCUUCUAAACCUGGUAAAAUUUCUCGGAAGGAUCCUGUUACUUACAUUUCUGAGACAGAUGAAGAUGAUGACUUUGUGUGUAAAAAGGCGGCCUCCAAAUCCAAAGAGAAUGGAGUGUCUGCAAACAGUCACCGUGGAGCAUCAACCGCGAAAAAGAAUGAAGAGACCACUAAGACCAAGAAUAAACCUUUAUCACCAAUAAAGCUUACACCAACGUCAGUGCUCGAUUAUUUUGGAACCGAAAGUGUCCAGAGAUCUGGAAAGAAGAUGGUGGCAAGCAGAAGAAAAGAGUCUUCUCAAAACAUGGAUGACUCCAGGUUAAAUGAUGAGGCCAUUGCCAAGCAGUUGCAGCUUGAUGAAGACGCGGAGCUGGAGAGGCAGUUGCAUGAAGAUGAAGAGUUUGCUCGAACGUUAGCCAUGUUGGAUGAAGAACCCAAGACCAAAAAGGCCCGAAAGGACCCUGAAGAGGGAGAAUCAUUUUCACCCGUCCAAGCUGAUAUAAGCAAAGCAGAAAACCAUAAAAGCCCUGAUAAAGAGCACUUCUUAAACGAAAGGAAGCCUGGCAGUCCUGCUCAGCCCAGCAGGGGUGGGUGCUCCAGAGGGUCUGCCCAGCCCUGCAGAUCGUCAGCUCGCCAGAGCGAAGCCUGUUCCUCUCCCAAGGCUAGCUCCAAGCUGGCACUUAUGAAAGCAAAAGAGGAAAGGUCCUACAAAGACACAGAGCUGACGGCCUCAAAAAGGAAAGAAAACGCCAUUGAACUCAAAGGAGAGAAACAAACUCCUAAGAAAACCAAAAGUUCUCCAGCUAAAAAAGAGGUUUUACAUAAUAUGAGCAUGUGGUGUGCACAGAGCAAGGCACUGACUUACGACCAAGCCAAGGCUGACUCUCAGAGGGCCAAGAAGGACAUCAAACUGGGUCCAUUUGAUGUUGCCCGGAAAGUGUUUGCAGCUGGAGAGGAGACUGCACACAUGUCCCUGAUGGACAAAUCGGAUCUCUUUUUCCAUGACUAUUCCAUAGCCCCCCUCUUUGUCCAGGAGAACUACCUCCAUGUGAAGCCUGUGGCUGCAGGGGGGGAAAUGAAGAAGCACCUGAUGCUUAUAAGCCGGGCCGCAGACAGCAUUUGUGACGGUGACUUAGUGGACAGUCAGAUCCGGAGUAAGCAAAACUGGAGUCUUCUGCCCACACAGGCCAUUUAUGCCAGUGUUCUUCCUGGAGAGUUGAUGAGGGACUAUAUGACUCAGUUUCCCUCCUUCCCAAGCUGGCUGGGGAAGUACUCAUCCACGGGCAAACAUGAUCGGAUUGUUCAGGACCUAGCCUUGCACAUGAGUCUCAGAACUUACUCCAGCAAAAGGACAGUGAACAUGGAUUACCUGUCACACAUCAGAGAUGCCCUUGUGCGACCCUUGGCCUCACAAGGGGUAGAAGGAGUUCAGCAUGUUGUCACACUUAUGGACACAUACUUUUUGAUGAGAGAAGACUUUGAGAAUAUCAUGGAAGUUAGCAGCUGGGGUGGCCAGCCCAGUCCCUUUUCCAGGCUGGAUCCCAAGGUGAAAGCAGCCUUCACAAGAGCUUAUAACAAGGAGGUCCAUCUGACCCCAUACUCACUUCAGGUAGUAAAGACAUUGAGACUCAGCACAGGCCCAGCACUGGAUUCUGAAUACCAUGAAGAGUUACAAGAAGAAGACAGUCAGUCUGAUGAGAAAGAGCAGGAUGCAAUAGAGACCGAUGCCAUGAUCAAGAAAAAGACAAGAUCUUCAAAGCCUUCAAAACCAGACAAAGACAAGGAGUCCAAAAGAGGAAAAGGAAGAAGCUGGAAGAAAUGAAACCGUUGUUGAGUUCCAAUAGCUGCUUUCCACUUACCCUCUCGGCUAGUCCAGCUGGUCCAGAGAAUGGAAGGAAGCCUUACCUUUGCCAGAGUAACCAUGUGUAGACAGUGGGGUGGGUGGCCUGCUGGUCCCCUUACAAAGGACGGUACAGCUAGACGGUCGGACUAGCCAGCUCUCACGCACCUCUUAUAGAGGUGCAGAGGACUGCCCCAGCCCUGCACUGUCCCUGCCCACCGAUUAGAUUGCUGGGAUCCAGGGUGACUGUAGACUCAGUACUCAGUCCCCACACAGGCUUUGAGCCGGAUGUUAGUUAACCAUAGCCAGUCUGGGCAGUGGAACAGAGGCAUCCUUGUAGCUUAACAGCUUCUCCUAAUGGCCGUUAAGAGGACCAGUGCUGAUUUUUUUUUAAAAACAUGGUAGUUCUUAUUUUAUGGUGAAAUUCUGUAAAUAAACCUUAAUACAAAGCAGCCACCACCUAGAGCUGAGCAUUCUUGGUCCAUGUUCAGGUAUCUUGCAGAGUAUGAAUCAGGAACCAAAUGUCCAUGUAAUGCAUGGAUCAUUCUUAAGAUUGGCAUCUUGUACAGUCAGAUGUUACGCUGGUAUGUUCCUUCCCUGGUUACUUUGGUUAGAUUAAAACAUCCGGUAUACCCUGACUUGAGGGUCUGCAGGUGAGGAGCUAGAAUCCCAGCAUCCCUUUGCACUGACCACGUUGCUGCUGUAGUCUCAGAGGCCUCUUGGCUAGUCGGGUGUGCAGACACUGGACUGCCACACAUUCCUGUCUUCCUGCAGUCUCAGCCUUCGGGGGAAACCAUAGCGUCCAGGAUGGGGCAGAUUCACAGGCUGGUCCAUUAUGGCUGGAGGUACUGUCCGUGAUGGAGUUCAUAUCCCUACUGAAGUUUCCAAUGUAUCUAGAACUGUGCUUGUUGAAGGACCCUGGGGCCAUUGAUGUAACCUGGCCUUUAGGUGUUUAACUGUUUUUAAAUCAGCAAGUGCGCAGAGGACCAUGCUGCCUCUGUGAGGUAUAUGCCAAAAAGAAUAUAAGGACUGUGCUCUGCCCGGAGGAUGCAUGGCCUUGUUGGGAGAAGAGACAAAGUCCUGGAGACAUUGCAAGUGUAAUAACCAGUGUGAAAAAGUGUGUUUCCUGGAAAUGGGUUCAUUAUGGAAAUAAACUGCCCUGAAGCCUGAAAAAAAAAAAA